GUGCCAAGGCGUCACGGUGUAAUAAAGUCAUCAGUACAUUUAGAGACGGUUUGACAUCCAGCUCCAGUAUUAUGGAUUAUCGCUCUAGUCUACAUUUAUUUCGGUGAACCUGAAGCCGGCAUCAUGCAGAGCACAGCCAACUACCUGUGGCUCAUCUCAGACCUGCUGGGCCAGGGAGCUACAGCUAACGUUUACCGUGGCAGACACAAGAAAACGGGGGACCUGUAUGCGGUGAAGGUGUUCAACAAUCUCAGUUUCCUGCGACCGCUCGACGUCCAGAUGAGAGAGUUUGAGGUCCUGAAGAAACUCAACCAUAAGAACAUCGUCAAGCUGUUCGCUGUGGAGGAGGAGUCCAACACGCGGCACAAAGUGCUGGUGAUGGAGUAUUGUCCCUGUGGGAGUCUGUACACGGUGCUGGAGGAGUCUUCUAACGCCUACGGACUCGCUGAGGAUGAGUUCCUUAUCGUGCUGCAGGACGUGGUUGCCGGUAUGAACCAUCUCAGAGAGUACGGUAUCGUUCACCGGGACAUCAAACCGGGAAACAUCAUGCGCGUCAUCGGCGAGGACGGGAGGUCCGUCUACAAGCUGACCGAUUUCGGAGCGGCCAGAGAACUGGAGGACGAUGAGCAGUUUGUUUCUCUUUACGGCACCGAGGAAUACCUGCAUCCUGACAUGUAUGAGCGAGCAGUACUGAGGAAAGAGCACCAGAAGAAGUAUGGCGCGACGGUUGAUCUGUGGAGCAUCGGAGUGACCUUCUUCCACGCUGCCACCGGGUCACUGCCCUUCAGACCCUUCGAAGGACCACGCAGGAACAAGGAAGUCAUGUAUAAAAUCAUCACAGAGAAGCCCUCAGGAACCGUCUCAGGGCAGCAGAAGUUUGAGAACGGGAAGAUUGAGUGGAGCACGGAGAUGCCCGUCUCCUGCAACCUGUCCAAGGGCCUCCAGAGCUUGCUGACCCCAGUCCUAGCCAACAUCUUGGAGGCUGACCAGGAGAAGUGUUGGGGCUUUGACCAGUUCUUCGCUGAGACCAGUGAUAUCCUGCAUCGCACCGUGGUGUUGGUCUUCAGUCUACAGCAGGCUACUCUCCACUACAUCUACAUCCACCAGUACAAUACGGCGACUCUCUUCCAGGAGCUGUUGUCUCGUCGGUGCAGCAUCCCGGUCCACAACCAGGAGCUCCUGUACGAGGGGCGUCGCCUGCAGCUUGAGCCCAACCGCCAAGCCCAGACCUUCCCGAGGACCUCCAGAGACAAUCCCAUCAUGCUGCUGAGCAGAGAGUCCGUGGCGACAGUGGGGCUCAUCUUCGAAGACCCGAGUCCUCCUAAAGUCCAGCCUCGCUACGACCUGGACCUGGAUGCCAGCUAUGCCAAGACGUUUGCAGGAGAUGUGGGCCACCUGUGGAAGACUUCAGACUCCCUGUUGGUUUGCCAGGAGCUGGUCAGGAAGGGAGUCAGGGGACUAAUUGAGUUAAUGAAGGAGGACUACAGCGAGAUGGUACAUAAGAAAUCAGAGGUCAUCCACAUCUGCCACUACUGCACUCAGAUCCUGGAGAGGACAGAGCAGCUGUACGAGGUGUUAAUGCGGGCCAAUAUGUUGUCAUCGUCAGAAUACGAUGAGAUCUCAGACAUGAGGAAGAAAAUAGUCCUGAUCUCCAACUCUUUAGUCCCCAUGGAGCAGAUGAUUCAGGACAUCAAGAGUAAGUUCCUGUCAGGUGGCGUUCUGACGGACAGCUGGACUCAAGCUGGAACUCACCCUGAAGACAGGAAUGUUGAGAGGAUUAAGGUUCUCCUGGACUCCAUUACGGCCAUCUACCACCAGUUUAAGAAGGACAAGGCUGAGAGGCGUCUGCCAUACAACGAGGAACAGAUACACAAAUUUGACAAACAGAAGCUGGUGUUCCAUGCCACCAAAGCCAGGUCUCUGUUUACAGAGGAGUGUGCCAUGAAGUAUCGCCUCUUCAUCUCUAAGAGCGAGGAGUGGAUGAGGAAGGUGCAUCACGUGAGGAAACAGCUGAUUAGUCUAACCAGCCAAUUCAACAGCGUGGAGAAAGAGGUUUCCAUGGUGAUGGAGAGAGUUAUUAAGUUACAGGAGCAGUUACCUGGUAAGGUGCUACCUCUGGCGUCCAGUGGUAUGGUGAAACCUCAAGCCUACCUCAGCCAGAGCACCCUGGUAGAGAUGACCCUGGGGAUGAAGAAGCUGAAGGAAGAGAUGGAGGGGGUAGUGAAGGAGUUGGCUGAGAACAACCACUUCCUGGAGAGGUUUGGCUCUUUGACGUCAUUGGAUGGAGGAAUGAGAAGUGUGGACCGUAUCUGAGACCAUGUGGCCCCUCGCCCCUAAACCCUCAUCCCUAAACCCUCACCCCUAAACCCUCACCCCUACACCCUCACCCCUUAACCCUCACCCCUAAACCCUCACCCAACCUCCAUACCCACCCUACACCCUCACCCCUAAACCCUCACCCCUAAACCCUCAUCCCUAAACCCUCACCCCUAAACCCUCACCCCUACACCCUCACCCCUUAACCCUCACCCCUAAACCCUCACCCAACCUCCAUACCCACCCUUAACCCUCACCCCUUGACCCUCGACACUCACCCACCCUAAACCCUCACCCCUAAACUCUCACCCCUAAACCCUCACCCCUAAACCCUCACCCCUACACCCUCACCCUUAAACCCUCACCCCUACACCCUCACCCCUUAACCCUCACCCAACCUCCAUACCCACCCUAAACCCUACACCCUUGACCCUCGACACUCACCCACCCUAAACCCUCACCCCCUGAGUCUCACCCCACCCUAAACCCUCACCCAACCUCCAUACCCACCCUAAACCCUCACCCCUCGACUCUCACCCACCCUAAACCCUCACCCCUCGACUCUCAAACCCACCCCUUACACCCACCCUAAACCCUCACCCCUCGACUCUCACCCCACCCUAAACCCUCACCCCUCAACUCACCCACCCUAAACCCUCACCCCCUGAGUCUCACCCCACCCUAAACCCCCACCUCAAUCCACUAUCUAGACCAAAGGGUCUCCAGCCUUUUCCUUUUCCUUCAAACAGACCCGUUGUUCUCCUCUCCCUCCAACUCUUCCCCGGGUCCUCAGUGUACGAGAGACAGUAUAAUACACCAUGUUUUCUGUUGAUAUACCUGGUUAAAACAAUGUUUAAUAAACACUAGGGGGGGGCCCUAUAAAAUCGGAGAUGUUUUUUAUUCUUCUGUUUUCAGUUCUCCUAAAUCGUGUUUUCACGUGUUUAAUUUGAGAUGUAUUUCGUUUUUACUCUCCAAACUGCAUGUUCUGAGUCCAUGUCAAUGUUUAAAUCACGUCAGAAUAAACGAUUUUUUUAGGUUUGGAA
Messenger RNA from Salmo salar (Atlantic salmon), 3359 nucleotides. The record is from RefSeq and is a predicted model, not a curated record. Lineage: Eukaryota; Metazoa; Chordata; Actinopteri; Salmoniformes; Salmonidae.